UGACUCCGCCCCUCUCAAGAUGGCAGAUAAACUCCCUUCGGAGUUCGAUGUUGUGGUGAUAGGGACCGGUUUGCCAGAGUCCAUCGUUGCAGCUGCUUGCUCAAGGAGUGGCCAGUGUGUUCUACACGUUGAUUCAAGAAGCUAUUAUGGAGGAAACUGGGCCAGUUUCAGCUUUUCAGGACUAUUGUCCUGGAUAAAGGAGUAUCAGGAAAAGCGUGAUAAGGAAGAGUGGGCAACAUGGCAAGAGCUAAUACUGGAAACAGAAGAAGCCAUUGCUCUUCGUAAGAAAGACCAGACCAUCCAACAUGUAGAAGUCAUUUGUUAUGCCAGUCAGGAGUCAGAUGAACAUGUUGAAGAACUUGGUGUUGUGCAGAAAAAUCCGACCUCUGUGACGUCUGCUAGCUCAAAUGACCCUCUGGACUCGAUGGGCACAGCUUGCUCUGAUACGUCUGAAUUAACAGCACAGCUCAGUGAGCCAGAUACAGCACAAGAAGUACCCAAAGGAGAUAUGCCACUGGGGAAUGAAAACUGUGGUGGUGAUGCGGAGUGUAGCCAAUCACCUCUGGAACAGGAAAAAGCUGAAAAUGUACCUGUAGAAGAUGUUGAUUCAACCAAGAAGAAUAGGAUUACUUACUCCCAAAUUGUUAAAGAAGGCAGGAGAUUUAAUAUUGAUUUGACCUCAAAGCUGCUUUAUUCUCGAGGAUUGUUAAUUGACCUUCUAAUCAAAUCAAAUGUUAGUCGAUAUGCGGAGUUCAAAAGUGUCACCAGGAUUCUUGGAUACCAAGAAGGAAAUGUAUUGCAGGUACCUUGCUCCAGAGCAGAUGUUUUUAAUAGCAAGAAACUCAGUAUGGUGGAAAAGAGAAUGCUGAUGAAAUUUCUGACAUUUUGUUUGGACUACGAACAGCACCAUGAUGACUACAAAGCUUAUGAGGAUUGUACCUUUUCAGAAUACUUAAAAACUCAAAGACUGACACCCAAUUUGCAACACUUUGUCCUUCAUUCCAUUGCAAUGGUAUCAGAGACAUCCACCAGCACCUUAGAUGGCCUCAGAGAAACGCGAAACUUUCUUCAGUGUCUUGGGCGGUAUGGCAACACUCCCUUCUUGUUUCCCUUGUAUGGCCAAGGAGAAAUGCCCCAGUGUUUCUGCAGGAUGUGUGCGGUGUUUGGUGGAACCUAUUGUCUUAACCAUGCAGUACAGUGCCUUGUAGUGGACAAAGGAUCUGGAAAAUGUAAGGCGAUCAUAGAUCAAUGUGGUCAGAGGAUAAGUGCGAAGCAUUUUAUAGUGGAAGAUAGCUGCCUUUCUGAGCAAACAUGUUCAAAUGUGACCUACAGGCAGAUCUCGAGGGCAGUGCUGAUUACAGAUCGAUCUGUACUGAAGGCAGAUUCCGAUCAGCAGAUUUCUGUUUUGACAGUGCCGCCACAGGAGCCAGGAUCUGCUGCUAUACAGGUCAUUGAGUUGUGCUCUUCCACCAUGACAUGCAUGAAAGGGACAUAUCUCAUCCAUUUGACGUGUCCAUCCUCAAAAAAAACAGCAAGAGAAGAUUUAGAGUUAGUUGUGAGGAAAUUGUUCACCCCAUACGAUGAGGCAGAGUUGGAAAAUGAAGAAGUAGAAAAGCCAAACCUUCUGUGGGCCCUCUAUUUCAAUAUGAGAGACUCUUCAGACAUCAACAAAGAUUCUUAUAAUGACUUACCUUCAAAUGUGUAUGUCUGCUCUGGGCCAAACGGUUUUCUGGGAAGUGAGCUUGCUGUCAAACAGGCUGAAGAACUUUUCCAGCUCAUCUUGCCAAAUGAAGAGUUCUGCCCCCCUCCACCAAAUCCUGAAGAUAUUAUUUUCGAUGGAGAUGGUGAUCAACCUGAGGUUCCUGCACCUAAGCCAGAUACCACUGAAAAAAUCACAGGUCAAGGAGAUGAAGAAGAGAAGUCUGCAAAAGAGAUGACAGCAAGACAGGAAACCCUACUUUAAGAAUCUUACUCAGCAUCCAAAUUAUCUUAAUACAGCCGUCCCCUUUAUGUCACAUUUUGGGAAAAUAUAGCCAAUCUGAGUGUACUUCCAUCACUUCAAAAGGAGAACUGAUUUCAGGAUCAAGGCAAAGAAUGGAAGUCUUCAUUCUGUUUGAAAUUCGCUUCAUGGAAGCCAUAAAACUUCUGAGUCCUAAGCUAUAGCUUUACUUUACGUGAAUGCCUCCAAACUCUGCGUGGCAACUUAUUCUCUCAGUGGAGGUGAGUCAGAAAUAUCUUAGUUCAUGGUUGUUGAGCACCAAGGGGAUUGACUCAGAAGUAACCCUUCACAUGCUUUUUUGUACCUAAAUCAUCUACUGAACUGGCAUUUGUUCUCAAAUUAAACAGCUCAAGCAGAGGGCAAAAUGAAGUUUUCCCAUGGAUUCCAAGUAGUUCUUAAAGCCUUUUAGACUGGGCCCAUUCAGAAGAUAGCAGGACUCCAUAAAAAUCAGCCAUUUAUCUCUAAGAUUAUUAAUAAAUCAAGUUUGAGAAAGAUAAGGUUAAUUGAAUUUUUAAGCAGGUAGCUGAAUUAUCCUUCAAGAACCUUGGAGCUCAUAUGAUAUUCAUAUUUUUUAAAACAAGUACUUUGAUAUGUUUGAAUUCCUUUUUUUAAUGAGAGCCUUUCUUUUAAUAUUAGUUAAUUGGUUUAAUCCUGAACAUCCCAAAUCACACUUUGAAGGCCAUUUCCCUGUAUUCUUUAAUGUAUAGGUUUGGCUGUGGGACUGCAAUGCAAUGCCCUUUCCAUAUAAGUUGCUAUGUUUGCUCUUUCUCAUCAUGAUGAUGCUUAGGGCCAUUUGACAGGUAAUCAUUAGAACUUGGAUCCAUGCAAACCAUGGGGUCUUUUCUCCUAUCAUUACCAGGGGAUUUAUGUUGGUAACUUGUAUUAAUGCUAAUAGGAAUUGCAUGUGUAAGUCCUCCUUGUAUCAAUGGGACAGUUAACCCCUAAAAGAAAUAUUCCUUUAGAAUAGCCAGGGUCCAUGAACCCAUAAGGAGUCCAUGAAUAGAUUUUUAAGGGGAAGAAGGGGUUUGAUGGGAGAAAAAAGGCAUCUUUAUUUUCACUAAUCCUCUAACUGAAAUUUAACAUUUCCUUCAUGUUCUCAAAAGCUCGACUUUGGGAAAGGAUCCAUAGGCUUUAUCCGAUGGCCAGAGGGGUCUCUGGAACAAAAAAAUUGUUAAGAACUCUUGCUUUGGGGGCAGCUGGAUGGUUCAGUGGAUUUUGAGCCAGGCCUAGAGAUGGGAGAACCUGGGCUCAAAUCUGGCCUUAGAAACUUCCUAGCUGGGUGACCCUGAGCAAGUCACUUAACCCCCAUCCUCUAGCCCUUACCGCUCUUCAGCCUUUGAACCAAUACACAGUAUUGAUUCUAAGAGGGAAGGUAAGAAUUUUAAAAAAAGAGCUCGUGUUUUAAGUUUGACUCUUUUUCUGAUAAAGAAAGUCUAACAGACCCAUUUGGGUGUCCCAUAUGUGAGGAAAGCCAGAGAAUUGGUGUUUUGAAUUUCUAUUUAUAUUUCCAUAAUGUAAUACCAUAGGUAACAUUAUUCCUUAAUUAUUUUCCACUAAAGGCUUGAUUUUCUGUUUAGGUAAGGAUUUCUGUUGGGUUUUUUAAGAGAUACAAAGUAGGAUUUCUUUUGCCCCUCCAAACCUAGCCUUUGCCUCACUGUGUUAGAAAGACAACCCUGAGUUCUCAAACAAAAUGUCAAUGAAGCAUUGAAUGCCAUUGGACUGAGUUAUUCACUGGCGGAAAAUCUAGGGCUCUUUCUGGUAGAGAGGACUUCAAAGACAGAGCCUGGUCAAUCUCAGAGACCUGUGACCAGAGCUGCCAUGGAAUGAUGAUAUUUUUCAGCCAAGAAAGCUCACCAAGACCAUUUCUUAAGACAGAGAAGUUGCCAUCUGUAUUGGUGAAGGGAAUUAAUCACAUUACCAAAAUCAUGGUUCCUUGAAAAGUAGAAAGAAUCUGUCAAUUUCAAGGCUCCAGCAUAAGCAAGGAUUUAUUUUGUAACCCAUGUGUUCAACAUUGCUCUUCCACAAGGUUUAGAAGUACUAUGUAGGACAUUCUACAUGAAAUGCUUGAGGAUUUUGAAUUGCUUUCAUUUAACUAUUUCAGAACAUUGGUGUUUGUUUUUCUAUGUACAUUCCUCCAUUGCUGCACAAUCACCCUUUUUGAUCCUUGUCUUUGUUCUCCCAUAGAGCCUGUGCAGAGGCUCUGCGUGGGCUUGUUUUCAUUUAAUGAGUAUCAAUGUAGUACCUGGGUUGUUCAUCUAUUAAAUUUCCUCUCUGCUAUAUAACCAGCCCAACUCCUUGUCUGAUAACACCUUUCCUAAUCCCUAUCCCUACUGUUACCCUGUCCACUGCUACCCAGGUAUGGAGGAGCAGUCACACUCUAGAGCAUGCCAAUACAUGGAUCUGGGACCAUGGUCACAGUUUCAUGACAGAAAAGAGUACUUGUGGUCACUCACAGACAAUGCAACAGAGUCCUUCACCCAGUGCCAGCAAAGACUAGCUCUCCUGACCAAUUGUUUGUCCCUCUUACCAUCUAUGGGCAGAGAGCUCAAGAAGCCACCACCAAUUCACUUGCCCCCAAGGCCUGUUGCUGGUUUGCUGUACUGUCCUCCCCACUUUGACCCCAGUAAGAUAAACCUGUCCUAUAAAUCAUCUAAGUUGUCCUGGGAUGGAAAAUUGUUUUACCAUGUCCUUUUGUUGGUUCUGCUGCUCUAGAAUUCAUUCUGAGGCAUUAUUUUCAAGUUCUUUGGUGGGCAAUUUGGGACAAUUCAGGUGAGGCCCCGCCUUUACUCUGACACCUUGACUCCGCCAACAGUUAACACUUUCUUGAUCAGUUAUCUCUAUAUGAAUCAUUAAACUGAAGUCUUUUGGAUGAUCAUGAAUCCCAUUGCAGAGAUCUUAGAAUGUUCUGGGUUUUGAUGCAGCCUCACAAAAACCUCAUUUUGCUGUCUCUCUGAUUGUUAAUACCGAGUGAAGCACAAGGGAGAAGAAUGCCUUUCAAAGAUAUCUAUCCCUGUCAUGUAUAGGGUAUAUGAGGGAAACUGGAACCUCUGGAAAGAGAGCUUGCUGGACCCUUUUCAAGACUGUUUUCCUCCUUUGGUGUUCACCUGCCAUCCAGCUCUCACCUGUGGCUCAAAGAAGCUAUAACUUAUGUAGAAGUAACACCCUCAUAAACUCUGUCAGCAGAUGGGCUAAACCAGGUUGAGGGUAAACAACAAGCCUCAACCUGUAGGUAAGUUAUGGGGGUGUCUGCCAAAGGCAUGUGAUGACUUUCCCAGCAGAGGAAUUUGUUCCAAUUGCCAUGAAGGUAGCUGAAGUGGGCUCUGUGGAGCACUCAGAGCUUGGUCAGAUGUCAAAGAUGUUAAGGUCAUCCACUGCAUCCCAAGCCAUCACCAGUCACCUUGACUUUUACCUUACCUCUGGACUUAAUUGACUCUGGAAGAGAGAAUGAGGCUGAUGACUUUGUGCAAUUCUGCCUCGUUUUAAUCCACUCCAUCCUCAAGUAAAAAGACAUCACCCCAGUGAUGUCAUGUUGGUCCUCUCCAAGUUUAAGGACAUCACUGUCCUAGAAGAGAGCCUAGAAGAAGGUCCCUAGCAGAGACCUAAUGGAAAAAGAAUGAGUUUCUUGGAAUGCUCCUGUGGAUGGGUGAUAGUGUACUGAGAACUAAGAAUAUGGGAUUCUGAUUUAAGUGCCUCACUAAAAGAGGUCUUAUCCUGAAUACCUGCUUCUUCAUAUCCUUCUCCAGCACCUAGUGCAGUUACUGAAGCACACAUUGUAGAUGUUAAGUAAAUGGCUGUUGAAUUAAUGGGAUUGAUAUUUAUGACCUUUAUUGCAUAAAUGGCCUUCCCUGUUUCCUUAUGCACAAGUCAAGCCUGCAAACCAGCUCUCUUGGAAGUUCCUUCCCUUCUCUUCCCCAAACAUCUACCCCACUGACUCACUGACUCACUGACUCCUGCUGUUGAAGGUAGCCAGAGGGCCUUGGCUGGUCACAGGUAUUCCCUCUAUUGGUGGCAUUUUUGACGCAUAAUCAUUUUUCAGUACUCCAAGAUUUGACAGUCAUUUUUAAAAACCAGUUUUAGCUUUCAUUGAUCAGUAUUUUUGUUCAUGAACUUUCAUGAACAUUCAAGAACUAUUCACAUUAGCUAAUUCGAACAAGAUCCAAUCUACUUCCAUGAUCAUUUAAUUGCUUGUGCCAGUCCCUUUGAAAGUAUACAGUCUUCAAUUAUCAUCUGACUACCUGGCAGUCAUUUCCAAGGAUCCCUUUCCCAGGAAACCCAGCCAUAGAGCCAAUACAAUUCUGUAAACUUUAAGGGCUUCCUAUAUGGCAGGCUCUAGAGAUACAAAUAAAAAAUGACAAAUGGCUUUGCCUUCAAAGUGCUUGCAUUGUAUUGGGAGUAUACAUGUGGAGAGGAAACUAGAUACAGAAUUAUUUGAAAAUAGAGCAUUUGCAAUGAGGAGGAUUGGGACCAGCUUCAUAGAAGAGGUGGCAUAUGAGCUGAACUUUGAAGGGAACCAAGGAUUCUAAGAGGUGGAGAUGAAGAGGGAUGGGAUUCCAGCCAUGAAGGUGUAGAAGUACAUAAAAGUAAGCUCUGCAGGAAAGAUUUUUAAUUUUUUAUGCUAGCCUCUAUCUGUGCCAUAAUAUAUAUGGAAAUGUUUAUUUCAUUUGGUGUUUUAGUUAAGAAUUAAAAUAAGAGGGGGCAGCUGGGUUGCUCAGUGGAUUGAGAGUCAGGCCUAGAGACGGGAAGUCCUAGGUUCAAAUCUGGCCUCAGACACUUCCCAGUUGUGUGACCCUGGGCAAGUCACUUGACCCCCAUUGCCUAGCCCUUACCACUCUUCUGCCUUGGAGCCAAUACACAGUAUUGAUUCCAAGACAGAAGGUAAGGGUUUAAGAAAAAAAGAAUUAAAAUAAGAUGGGAGUGGAAGGAAAGACAAAGGCAUGGAAGUAGAAAACGAAACGCUGAGUUAAGGGAAAAGUAAGGAGGUCAAUUUGGCUGUACCAUAGAAUGUAGUAAUGGGGAGCAAUCUGAAGUUAGCCUGAAAGGUAGGCUAGAAUCAUAUAAAUGGUUUUAAAUGCCAAGCUGAGGAUUUUUUUUUGUAGAAGCAAUCAGAAACCCCUGGAGGUCCUUGAUUGAGCUGGUCCAGUGGGUCAUGGGCUUUAGAUUAUUUUGAUAGCUCUAUAGUAAAUGGAGAUGGGAGAGACUGGAAGCCGGAAAUCUUUUGACAUAAUCUAGGCAACAGCUAAGAUAGGAUGGGCCCUAUCUUAUGUUAGGGUCUACUCAUUUCUCAGUGGCUAUUUUGGUACUGAGAGAUAUACCUUCUAAGCCAUUGGGGGAAAAGAUCUCAUUUAAUUAAGCAAUGUAAAAGAAUUUCUUCAUUUUGAAGUUAUUUAAGGAAUGUAAGCUGUGAAAAUGGGUUAUAUUUUACCUCCCUAGGAAACUUGGGAGCCAGACAUUUUCUCAGUAAUAGUCAAAACUCUCAAUUAAGUUGAUAACCUCAGAAUUCUCUCUUUUUAUUUAUUUACUCUUUUUAUUAACCUAGGAGGGGCACUUCCCUUCAGUGAUGAGUAUUCUCAUAACUCAGAGUCUCCUUGGUGAAGUAGUCGCACCCUUGCUCAGCCGGCACCCUGAGAGCUGCUCGAUUCCUCCUCUUCCCAGGCCCCCAAGACAUUUUUUUGCAUAUCCAGCCACCCAAAACAAGUACAUUCUCCCUCAAAUCUGUCUGAUAAUCCCAGGGUCUCGUAGACAACUUGAAUUUGCCCUCUUGGCACUUGAACUGGUAAAAGGUUCUCCAACUCUGCCUUAGUGAUUCUUAAUCCCUCUAGGUCAUCAUCCACAACCCAUCCCCAUCCCCCUAAUCCUUAUGUCUAUGCCCCUUGAACCUUCUACCCCAAUUCCAACAGGAUAUAUUACCUGUAACUUGUACUCACUGGGCCUUCUGGAACGCCUAUUAUACAGGAACAAACUUUUCCAUCCUAAAUCGUUUUCUUUCCCAUUUUCAUCUUCUGUCUAGCACUGGAAGUUUGUUCCUCCCUGAUGGCAUAGUCUCUCUGGACACCUUGCCAAUAUUGGUUGUACCUUUACUCAUUCCCCUCUGCUCACUGAUUAAGGCAAGGAUUUGAUAAUUUCCUUGUUCCUCUUUGUCAUUUUUAGAUUUCUCCCCCUUACCUCCAUCACUUAGUAAAUUUUCUUCCCAAUCAAAAUCCUGAUGGCUACUAUCUAUAGGCCUCCAGCUCAUUCCAUUUCCUUCCUCAAUGUCUUCAAUACUUAGAUCACAUUUUUUGCUCUCCUUCCCAAAUCCUGCCCUUAUACUAAGAAAUUUCAACAUACAUGCAUACUUAUUGACUCUUCUCCAAACACCUUCACCACUCAGUUCCUCAGCCUAUUCACUUACCAUGACUCACUCUUUCACACACCCCCUCAACUAAACACAAAGAUCAUUAAAGCCUUGCUCUUGCGAUCCCUCACAAUUGUACCACCUCCAUGUUCAAGAAUUCCAAAUUUCCUCUUUGUGGUGGCAAAAAAAUUGGAAAAAGAGGGGCUGCCCUUCAAUUGGGGAAUGGCUAAACAAAUUGUGGCAUCAGUUGGCGAUGGAAUACUAUUGGGCUCAAAGGAAUAAUAAACUGAAGGAAUUCCAUGUGAACUGGAACAGCCUCCAGGAAUGGAUGCAGAGCGAAAGGAGCAGAACCAGGAAAACAUUGUACACAGAGACUUAUACACUGUGGUACAAUCGAAUGUAAUGGACUUCUCCAUUAGUGGCAAUGCAGUGACCCUGAGCAACUUGGAGGAAUCUACAAGAAAAACAACUAUCCACAUUCAGAGGAAACACUGUGGGAGUAAAAACACCAAAGAAAAACAACUGCUUGAAUACAUGGAUAAAAGGGAUAUGGUUGGGGAUGUAGAUUAAGUGAACAGUCUAGUGCAAACACCAACAACAUGGAAAUCGGUUCUGAUCAAGGACAUAAGUAACACCCAUUGAAAUUAUGAGUUGGCUGUGGGAAGGAUGGAUGGAGGGGAGGGAGGGAAAUAAUGUGAUUAUUGUAACUAAGGAAUAAUGUUCUAAAUUGACUAAAUAAACUAAUUCAAAUAGGGAAAAAAGAAAUAAAAAUUUAAAAAAAGGAUUCUGAAUUUCUCUUAUGAGAUCAUAUUGCCUUUCUACUUUUCCUUACCAAGCCAUACUUUUAAUCCACAUUGUAACCUUUAAUCCCUUUACCCCUCAGUUUUCUCCCAGGCUAUCUCCCCACUACUAGCCACUCUUUUUUUCCAUCUUGACCCUUUGAUCAAUAAGUUCAAGUCUAACCUGUCCUCUUGAGUCCUUGCCUCACACAUCAUCUUGCUGAUUGUGUCCUGCUAAGACUCCGCCUUGGUUGACUUGACCAUUUCCACCGUCACUCCACAGUGAUAGCCUUCUCCUUGCCAAAACCAACCUUUCCACUUGCACAAGCAAUUUCAUUCCUUCCUGAAUGCUCCAUCAAAUUGCUUCCUCUGUCAUUCCCAUUCUUUCACAUAUCUUCAAACUUGCCCUGUCUAUUGGCUCCUUCUCUACUGCCUGCAAUCAUGCCCAUGUCUCCCCAGUCCUCAAAAAACUCUUAUUCGAUCAUUCCAUUCUCUCUGUCAUCCUAUAUCUCUUGUUCCCUUUGUGGCCAAAGUCUUCAACCAUCUGCAAUAGGUGCUUCCACUUUCAGUCCUCUCACUCAUUUGUUGACACUUCACAAUCCAGCUUCCAAUAUAACCAUUCCACUGAAGCUAUUCUCAAAGUUAUCAACCUUUUUCCUACUUAUGUAGGAAAAUCAGGAGAGAGUGGGGUCAUAGUUUCUUAAAAACCUAGAGAGAAGAGACUAUCAAGGAACAGAGGGUGAUUAAGUGUCAAAGGCUGUGGAGUAGUUGAGAAUGACAACUGAUAAAAACAGGUUUCUGGGUAUCUGUGCGUGUGUCCACAUGUACCCUACAUCUGUCCCCCCAUCCCAUUGGGGGAGCCAUGUUGGGCAAUAUCUACAUUCCGAGGAAAAACUGGGAGUAGAAACACAGAAGAAAAACAACUGCUUGAUUACAUGGGUCAAGGGGAUAUGAUUGGGGAUGAAGACUGUAAAUGAACAUCCUAAUGCAAACACCAACAACAUGGAAAUAGCUUUUGAUCAAGGACACAUGUAAUGCCCAGUGGAAUUGCGCAUCAGCU
Molecule: messenger RNA, 10169 nt
Organism: Monodelphis domestica (gray short-tailed opossum)
Lineage: Eukaryota; Metazoa; Chordata; Mammalia; Didelphimorphia; Didelphidae
Source: RefSeq, a predicted model, not a curated record